Hibiscus syriacus is the source of this 1765-nucleotide messenger RNA. RefSeq names its product putative E3 ubiquitin-protein ligase RING1a. NCBI's taxonomy places the organism in Eukaryota, Viridiplantae, Streptophyta, Magnoliopsida, Malvales, Malvaceae. The transcript is spliced from 9 exons. The record is from RefSeq and is a predicted model, not a curated record. The coding region runs from base 120 to 1412 and encodes 430 amino acids.
GGAAAAAGAAGUGAGCAAUCUCUGGGCCAUCGUCCUCCCUCUUCGGCUGGGUGUCUCUGUCUCUGUUAUAACAGAAAAAUAAUAAAGGAGUCUCACAAUCGACGAACCAAAACGCAUCAAUGCCAGCCCAGAAGCGGUCAUUGCCGGAGAACCUCGACGAUGAAGAGUCCAGCCUCCAUCACCAAAGCCACACCAAGCAAUCUCGGAACGAAGAUGGCCAACACGAAGCUGAAGGCGACACGACCCAAGUGGAAGAACAACAGACCGAUCCGGAGCAAGAGCAACAAAACCAGAAACAAGACCCCGAUGACCAGAACAACCAAGCUCAACAACUCCAAGCCGACGACGAAGAUGAAGAAGACGACGAUGGUGAAGAAGAAGACGAAGAUGAUUCUGAUGGGAGUCAAUCUUCUACUUCUCAAGAGAAACCCGAAUUUGUCUUUGUAGAGCUUCCAGAAAUUCGUAAAGAUGUUCAAUGUCCAAUUUGUUUAGGAAUCAUAAAGAAAACAAGAACUGUAAUGGAAUGCCUACACCGUUUUUGCAGAGAAUGCAUUGACAAAUCAAUGCGACUGGGGAACAAUGAGUGUCCUGCUUGUCGUACGCAUUGUGCUAGUCGACGUUCUUUAAGAGAUGAUCCAAAAUAUGAUGCCUUAAUUGCAGCUCUAUAUCCAGAUAUUGAUAAGUAUGAAAAAGAGGAAUUGGCUUUUCAUGAAGAGGAACGGACUCACAUUAAGCAGAUUCAAGCAUCAAUUGCUCAAAUUUUUCAGAGACAAUCAGAAGCACUUGUUAAGCGGCAUAGUCUUGGUAAAGAGAGCAGAACAAGUGGCUUUAUGAAUAGAUCACAACGCCAUCAUCGGAGUAGUCAUCCUCGUAGACGAAGGAACUCUCGAGGAGUUGAGCAUCAAGGAUCUGAAGACAAUGAAGAUGAAAAUGAUGAUAAUGGAGGCAAAGAUUCAUCUUUCGCAGACGACCACUGUACUGAAGUGAGGCAGAGAAGGCGCAAAAGAUGGACUGGAAUCCGGAUGGCCCUGCCUUCAUCAGUGGUAAAUUCAGAUGGUGGAUAUGUUGAAAAUGAUACAGAAGUGUCUAGAGACAGAAGAGGACUUUCUCUUGGGCUUGUCUGGAACCUGGAUAUGCUUGUUUGGGGGAGAGGAGGUGUUCGGAGUCACAUUCGACAUGGAAAUAUGGCCAGUGGCAGUAGUAAGAGUUCACAUGCUCGCUUAAACAGAUUGGUAGAAUAUCUUAGGAGCUUGGAGGAAAAUGAUGAUGAGUUGGAUGUUCAUCUCAAGCUUAUUUCGGUGGAUGAACACAGUACAUCAAGUUUGCAGCAACCGUACCUUUGUUGUCGGCCCAGUCUGUCAGUUAAGCAGCUAUACGAAGAUGAAUUCUUCAUGUGGUUCUGCUCUUUCUAGCAUUCCCCCCCUAUAAAAUCGACGUUUACAUCUUUUGUGGUCAAAGGGGGUGUGGUUGGGUUUGUCCCCACCAAGGGUUGAAGCCUUUCUUUGGCAGUUAGCCCAUCAGAAAUUGGUAGUAAAAGUGGAGUUGGUUAACAGAGGAAUGUCCUUGGGAGAAGAUAUCCUUUGCCCAUUUCGUAAGAAGAAUGAGGAAUCAGUGCAGCAUUUGUUUAUCACGUGUAAUGUAGUUUGGGAAUUAUGAAAUAAGGUAAUAAGUUUUUGGGAUUUAUAUGUAGUUUUACCUAAGGACCCUCCUUUACUUAUCUCGUGGGAGAAUUUGAGGGUGUAUUCAUUGAUUUGGAAGUUUAUUC